Molecule: messenger RNA, 1293 nt
Organism: Corticium candelabrum
Lineage: Eukaryota; Metazoa; Porifera; Homoscleromorpha; Homosclerophorida; Plakinidae
Exons: 2
Coding region: 35-1204 (389 amino acids)
Biological process (GO): nucleoside metabolic process
Molecular function (GO): catalytic activity
Source: RefSeq, a predicted model, not a curated record
AGCACAGAAAGCCCUGCUCUAACGAUCUUAGACUAUGUCUGAUAUUCAAGAUCAUUUGAACGUUCUCAUUGUUUGCGCUCUAGAGUCGGAACUGCAGGCGGCAGUAGCAGUUUUGGAAAGCGGAACGAACAGCAAGUUUGAGAACAAAUACAUGCAUCCCACCGAUCUCAGCGGGCUCAACGUCAGAGUUUGUGAAGGAUGGAAUUCUAGUGAUAUGAAGGUGGGCGUUGUCGCGCAAACAGACCUAGGAGGGACCGAAAGUCAAAUAUUGCUUGGCAAUCUCGCUAAGUUCUUCACAGCUACAAUAGUGGCAAUGACGGGAACGUGUGCUGCAGAAGAAAACACACAUGGCCACGUGGAGCACGGUUGUGUGUUUGUCGCCAAUCGAGCGACAGUAGAGAUGGGAGGUACUGUCGAGGAAGGAGGGGACCUCCAGGCUAGAGCAAAAUACUGUGAGCUCGACAAAGGCAUUCUUGCAGCAGUCAAUGAAUUGGUUCACUUGGAUUCUCAUAUCUGGUUGAAGUAUGUUCCGGAGAAUGCCAUUCGUCCCAGCCCUCGUUAUCUUCAACAACUCAUCCUAGACCUUGUGAUCAACAGUGGGAUGAACGGUAUUAGCAAAAGAGACCUACUGGACAAGAUGGUUGACAAGAAAUUAUCUGGAAUGUAUACAAUGAGAGACGAUACGACUCGUCUCACUUAUGACGAAAUUCUGAGCACAAUGUUACAAUCGCCAUCAGCUUGGAUUUCUUCAUCGCCAACAGCAGAAUGCAGAUAUUUUUUAACUGAUCUAGGAGAAAAAUACGCAGCAAAUGAAGCUAUAUUUCCGCGUCGGGAUAAUGUUGUAGCUACUGUUGAUUCCAUGCUUUCCGUGCCACACAAGGAUAUGAACCUGAAGGCGAAAUUGAGUACUUACAAAAAGCGGGUUGGCGACAUAAAUGUGAAAGCAGUAGACAUGGAAGCUUACUACUUUAUGAAACAUGCCAUUGACAGUUUCAAAAGAAGCGAAGUACCAGGCAAAGUAGUUGUCAUGAAAGGCAUUUCUGACUAUGGCUCUAAUGCAAGCAGAGGAGACUAUUUUCAUGUGUUUGCUGCUAGCACGUCUGCGGCCUUUCUAAGGCACUUGAUGACAGUUAAAAAACAUCUCUUCGUUCAUGAAGAAUGUCAAACGACUGAAACGCAAAUAGGACAACCAAGACGAGGUUAGCCAACGUUUUGAUGUAGAGUAGCAGACCUCUCAACUCUCAUGAUUUCGUCGUGAUACUUACGAUUUACAUGCAUGUCUCACGAUCUCAC